Hemiscyllium ocellatum (epaulette shark) is the source of this 3316-nucleotide messenger RNA. Its product is annotated as coiled-coil domain-containing protein 138-like. The coding region runs from base 1 to 2073 and encodes 690 amino acids. The record is from RefSeq and is a predicted model, not a curated record. The transcript has 15 exons. NCBI's taxonomy places the organism in Eukaryota, Metazoa, Chordata, Chondrichthyes, Orectolobiformes, Hemiscylliidae.
AUGGCGAAUAAGAACGAUUUGACCCUGGAGUCCAUCGAGCGUUUAAAACAUCGUUAUUGCAGAAAUUCGGAGGCGGAAAGCAGGAACGGCGCCGUGGGACACUCUGGGGACUUUGAAGAUCAGGAGUCUACAAUAACCUCAAUCAAAAUUAAUUCGAAAAUCAACUCCCCCAUCAAUGGUGCUCUGGAUAUAUUGUCAAGAAAGAAGUGUUCACUUUCUACUAUGAAGUCACCUGUAUCUGGUCUUACGUACAUUGGGAAAAAGCACUAUAACAGAAUGUUACGUAACCUGUACAAGACAAAUCUUGACUCUGCAUGGGUUAAUGAUCGUUAUGACCAUGCUUAUAGCUCAGAUCAAGUGUUAGAAGGAUACUUCAGUGAGGAAGAACCCACAUUGCACACAAGACAAGAUACUGAAACACUGUUUUUCACAGAAACUGACGUUACUUUGCCUUCCAACCUAGCUGCUGCCGAUUUUACAUCGACUUCAGUUCCUCCUUAUACAGAUGACAACGUUAUAGAAUCAAAAAAGAAAGAAUGCCUUUCAGAAUCAUGGGAAGAUGACUGCUAUUUGCCACCUGAUAUAAUGCAAAUUUACAAUGAGCUGACAUUCGUACGGCAGCACUUACAGAAAGAAAGUAUAGCACUACAGGAGUACAGACAUCAGCUGCAAUCACAUGAACAACGUUUAGCAAACCGUGAAACAUUGCUGUUCAAACAUCAAGAUGCAUUAACAAAGUUAAGAGGAGUAGAAGAAGAAGUUCAUGCUAAAUUUCAGAUUAUGAAGGAGCAACACGGUGCAGAAGUCAAUCAACUCACAAAUGCCUUAAAGGAGAAGAUAAAAGAAAACAAGAGACUUAAAUCCUCCUUUGACACAUUAAAGGAAUCAAAUGACUCCUUGAAAAAACAGAUUAAUGAUAUAAAGCAGCAGAAUAAGAAGUUGGAAACUCAGGCCAAAAAGGUGCAAAAUCGUUUAGAAAAUCUACAAAGAAAGUAUGAGUUAUGUGUGGCGCAGAAACAUCACGAAAGGGUUUCCACAGACAUGAAAGGGAUAAGUUUGGAAAAACAGGAAAAAAUUCGGCCUCUUCGUAGAACCAAUCGACCACCUUUAAAUAACAAUUUCUGUGAAUUGUUCGGUAUGCUGCUGGACUGGAUCUCUGAUGGUUGCCUUUGUUAUUUGAAUCCAGAAGAUGAAAAUGAUGUUCAGAAGUCAUUGGGUCUCAAUUGUUUACCUAAAAAAUCUAUUCAAGAGAAGUGCGUAAAGAUCUUACCCCUCAUCACCGCACAAAUUCACUUGAUCCCAUCUGGGGAUAUCAAAUUGCAGCUCUCACUGGUAAAGUUCCUUUACUGGACUUUAAUGCAUAUAGACAGAGAAGGAAUGCAAAAGAGGAUGAUUCCUUCAACUUUGCGAAGACUAGGAGAAGAAUUAUUCCGAGGAACAGUGACUCAGAUAGAGCUGGAUGGUUUUUUGGAGUCUGCUGCAGAACCCAAACCUAAGGCUUCUGCUUUCUUCAGGAGCUCUGACCUUAGUGUUCGAUUUUUAUCAGCCCUCAGCAUCCUCAAAACAAUUACACAAGUUGAUUAUCUGGCUCAAGCAUUUGACGUUAUUUUUAACGACCUGAAGACAGAUGAAGGCAAAGCUUUGUUCUUGAAGUACCGGGCUCUGCCGAUUAUUCUUUGUUACUUGAAACCUUCUAAUAAGAGCCUGUUAUACAGUGCUGUUGAUAUCAUUCUACAGAUGACAGUGGAGUCAAGGUAUUUGCAGCAUUUUCUUCAGGCAUGCAGCAAUGAAACCUGGUUCCUCACUUGUUCUAUGCUUCUGAGAAACUCUAAACUGGAGGUACAAUUAAUAGAGAAACUCAGCGUCAUCCUACAGAAACUCUCUAAAAUAAAGAGCAAUAAGAAAUUAUUUGAAUUGUUUACAAUCCACAUCCUGAUUCAAGAGUUACAUAGGACGACAGAUCCAAAGCAUACUUUCCUGGCUGUCAACUUGCAGUCCAUUCUGUUUAACCUAGGCAUGACUAAAGGCACUGUUUUAAGCAGUGAUCUGGGCAACAGCCAAUCAAAUCAGUAAAUAAUUAUCAAUAUAGUCUUAAAAACUGCUGAUUUUUGUACUUUUAUCAUCACUGGUAAGUAUUGUGGUUCUAAUUUAUCAAUAAGUUACAAAUAUCGUAGUCAACAUUUGACAAAAGCAUAUUUUAGAGUAAGUUAGAGAAGGUGGUUGGUUAGCUCAAUUGGUUGGAUGGCUGGUUUGCGAUGCAGAGAAUACAAACAACCUGGUUUAAUUUCCCACUCUGGCUGAGGUUACCAAGUAAGAUUGUACUUCUGAACCUCUUCCCCUUGUCUGAGGUGUGGUGACCCCCCAGUUAAACCACUACCAGUCACCCCACAAAUAAGAGAGGAGCCCUGAGGUCCUGUAAGGCUUUGGCAACUUUACCUUUACCUUUAUGUUAGAGUAUGUAUUUUUAAAUACAACUAAAUCAGUAGGAAAAAUUCUAUUUUCCUGGGACAGUGAGAACUUUACAACAAAGCCUUUGGAAUGCAGCCCUUCUGUCUCAAUUCUGCCCCAGUAAGAAAAUUGUUAUCAUUUAUACCUCUUGAGUUCAACUGUAGAUUUGAUUCUCAUUAGAAACUCAUCUCUGCUGACAUGCAGUACCCACCAAAUGAAGAGUUGUUUCCUUUUCCAUAGGGCAUUAAAUCACAUUUCUGUUUGCCUGUUGAGGAUGAGGAGAGCAUAAUAUUAUCCUUGUCUACUGACCAACAUGUCUCCCUCAACUAAUACAACAAAAACAAAAGUUUGAUUAUUUGUCAAUGUUGCUGAUGCAAAAUGGCAGCUAAAUUAGUCUACAUUAUAGCCAUUAUGAUGCAACAUGGUUCAUAUGUUGAGCACAUUAAAAUGUUUCUGAAAGACAUAGGAAGGCACAUCAUGGAAUAUGCGCAUCACUAGCAAGGCAGCCAUUUGUUGCACUUGAGAAAGUAAAAGUGAGCCACCUUCUUGAACUAUUUCAGUCAAAGUAAAAUCACUUCUUAUUUCAUUGCUCAAAAUGUUUUAGUUAAAUGUAGUUGCUGCAUUAGGUUAUUGUGUGUGAAAUAAAUUCUCAAUGUUGUAUUAAAAUUGGGGAGUACAUUUAAAUUUUAUUUUCCUGCUCUCCCUCUGGUUUUCAUCAUUUAUGCCAGUUCACAGCUGCUUGAACAACAAAGAGCAAUGUUUCAUUGCUUUCCAGGCUAAAAUCAGUUAACCAAAUGCCAAUCAAGAACUGGAAGUUUCUACUUUCCAAAAUCUAUGUAAUCAAUGCUCUAUUUGAUGCAAUUGCACU